Cladocopium goreaui is the source of this 1104-nucleotide messenger RNA. The record is from the annotation of a GenBank genome assembly. NCBI's taxonomy places the organism in Eukaryota, Dinophyceae, Suessiales, Symbiodiniaceae.
AUGGGGCCGCGGAAACGGGAUCGCUCCAAGACGCCGGAGGUGCCAUGGGAGCUGCUACCGAACGGCAACUCCAUUGGCGUCCACGCAGGUCACUCGCGAUCAAGAUCGCGCGACCGCGCUGCCAACGGCAAGAACGGCCACGCGCGGGCGCCCGCGCCCGCGCCCGCGCCGGACCCGGCGUUACUGGCAGCGCAGGCCGCCGAAGUCGAACGAGAUGCUUGGAGGAGGCUGGUGAUUCUCUUGGCCCAACUGAAGGGCGAUCGAAAGGUGGAGCAACUGCUGAGGGAAAAACAUCCUGAACUCCUUCAGGUGGCCGACCGAUGCGGAGCUUCAAGCAAGGCCGCCAGCACACUGCACGCCGCCAAAGAUGCUGCACGAGAAUGGUUCUCACGAGGGCUGAGAGGGAGCAAUCAACAUGGUCCUGCUGCGCGAGCCAAGCUGUGCAAACAGCUGAUGCUGCAACUCCUGGAGCGGGCCUCGCAACUCUGCAGCGGGGUCUCUGGAAGCCACGUGGAGGACGUCUUGGAUCGAGGGCGGCCAACCGAGGAAGGCCCUUUGGUCUGCUCCUUGAUGGCCCGGGAACUGCGCGGUAGCCGCUACGAAGGGCUGUGGAUCUCCUGGAAGGGUCCAGCUGGACACUAUUACCUGGGAGACGAGCAGGAAGGGCACAACCUCCCAACCACCGACAAGGACGGGGAUCCCAUUCAUCCACGUGUCCAUGCAGUGGUGAAGGUGGUUAGUGACCAGUUGGUCAUCAGCGGUUUCUUCCUGGAUCCAGAUGAUGACACCAUGAGCCCGGCCAAGGUGCCAAUUGGGCCAUUCCUCAGUGUUUAUUUCGAGGGCAUGUCCGUACGUGAGGCCUCCAACGCCUGGAAGAAUGGCCCACCCAAGCGGCCGGCCACGCCCCGCCUGGCACCGGCACCGGUACCGGUGCCAGCCCCGGUGCCGGCAAAGCAAGGUGUUCACAUGGAUCCCAAGCUCCAGGAACUUCAGGCCGGUCUCCCUCCCGGCUGGGAAGUCCGAGAAAGUCGGUCGAAGAGAGGCAUGUACUUCUUUGCUCAUCCUGCAUCUGGACGAUCGCAAAUGGAGAGACCAAAGGCUUAG